GCCGUCACGCGCCUUCUCAACAUCGCGCACCAGCUGGCCCCGAGAUCCCUCAUGGACGGCCUCACCACCCAGUGGAUCGGCCAGGUUGGCGACGGCGGCGCCAGCAUGUUGCGAAGGGCGGUCCGCGAGCUCACGGAGCAGAUGCGGCCGCUGGGCAUGCAGAUCAACAAGUUGGCCAAGUCAGGUUGGCUCGCCACAUCGCAGGACGCCAAGAUGGAGUUUCGGCCCGCUGCCAGAGCCCCGGCGCUGCCCGAGAGGCAGGGCCCCCGCAGCUUCGGCCACGACACGCACGGCACGGCGGCGCGGAGGCACCGCGCUAUGCUGCUGUGCUGCUGUGCGGCCUCGAUCACGGCGUACCUGGCCACCCAGCGCGGCCCUUUCCUCGACCCGGUGCACGAGGCCACGGCGGCGCCGCUGGUGGCCCACGCUGCGCAGAUUCGGGACGGCCACCCCCCGCUGGCCAAGCCGCAGCAGGCCCGGGGCGCCCUCGAGCAGCGGCGGAGCGAGACGGCGCCCUUCUGGCAGACGGGACGCCCGAUCGAGCUCCUCAGGCAGCACCCGCAGGAGAUGCGCAAGCUCGCGCGGGAGGGCGUGGCGUGGUGGCAUGGACGCCAGAUCCCCAGUCACCACCAGUCGAAUACAUCGCUCAUGGGCGCCAGGCUCUGGCGCAGGGCAGCCAGGCACGUGCCGGCGCCGCCGCGCGCCAAGAUCCGAGGAGCGAGGGCAGGCCACCCGCGGAAGCUCUGGGCAGGAGGUGCAUGGGAUGCUGUGCGGCGGCACGCAGCGCGCUACAUCAGCAGCCCCGACUGCCC
Prorocentrum cordatum is the source of this 812-nucleotide messenger RNA. Lineage: Eukaryota; Dinophyceae; Prorocentrales; Prorocentraceae. The record is from the annotation of a GenBank genome assembly.